Thalassophryne amazonica is the source of this 441-nucleotide messenger RNA. It is a transcript of the gene atp5mf, whose product is annotated as ATP synthase membrane subunit f. Gene Ontology annotation, molecular function: proton-transporting ATP synthase activity, rotational mechanism. The record is from RefSeq and is a predicted model, not a curated record. The transcript has 4 exons. The coding region runs from base 63 to 332 and encodes 89 amino acids. Gene Ontology annotation, biological process: proton motive force-driven mitochondrial ATP synthesis. Lineage: Eukaryota; Metazoa; Chordata; Actinopteri; Batrachoidiformes; Batrachoididae.
AGAAGCAAUGCCGGCUGCCAUUAAACGCCGUAGAAGAAGAAGACGAGUUUGCUCCGGUCAACAUGGCGGAUAGAUUAGUUCCCGUAGCAGAGAAGCGACUGAUGGAAGUGAAGCUGGGCGAGCUGGGAAACUGGAUAGGAACUCGAGACUUCAGCCCGAAGGGCAUCUUUUCUGCCAUUCGGAGGGGCCAUGACAGGUACUACAGAAAGUACAUUGAUGUGAAGAAGGGAGGCCUUGGUGGUAUAACAAUGGUGCUGGUUGGUUAUGUGGUUCUGAGCUACAUCUUCGAGUACAACCACCUCAAACAUGAACGUUGGAGGAGGUACCACUGAGAACCUUCCAGGAGUUUACUUUCAUCCACGCCGGCUCCUCCAGCUGUUUGUGCCGUUGUGUUCGGUUUGUGAAUGUUGUGACCAAUAAACAAUAUAUUGAAUAUCAGUC